GCCGGGUGCGGGGGGUCCGGGGAUCUUCCUGAGGCCCUGGCGGGGCGAGUUUCCAGCAGCGCGCGUCUGUGUGGAGUCCGUUUUGCUGCCCGGGGCCUGGGGAAGGCCGUUUCGGGGCUGGCGGGGGCAGGCUUUACGGGGCAUCCCUAGUCUGAGAGGAGGGCGGGGCCCAACGCCCAGCUGGACUGGAGCUGCUCCGACGGCCCCUGAGGGAACGCGCGCCCCGCCCCUGGCCCCACCUCUCCCCCACACCGGGCACUGGGCCGCCACCUUUGUUGAUGGAAGAGAGAAACUGAGGCAUAGUGCCCAGGGCCAGGGGACCGCAACCACCCGGCCCUUGUCACUGUAGCGUUAAGGCCCAGAGUCUGCGCAGCAGACAUGUGUCCGCACCCGCCAGGCCUUCAGCUUCCCUCAGACAGAGCAGGGCCAGCCGUUCCUGCCAGAAGCCAGGGCAUGACCCCUGGGGUGCGCGUCUCCACAGACCCGGAGCAAGUGACAUUUGAGGACGUGGUAGUGGACUUCAGCCAGGAGGAGUGGGGGCAGCUGAAGCCUGCCCAGAGGACCCUGUACCAUGAUGUAAUACUGGACACCUUCAGGCUUCUGGUCUCUGUGGAGAGGCUUCUCUGGAGGCGACAAGACAACUGCCUGGGGUGCCUUUCCUGUGACCAAGACCAGCAGAAAAGACAGGGACAUUGGUUACCGAAGCCGAAUGUCAUCUCCCUGCUGGAGCAAGAGGCAGAGCUGUGGGCGGUGGACUCUGGACUUCCCCAAGGCGUGUACCCAGAGAUUAAGGGACAUUUCCAGUUUUUGCUUCUUUCAGACUUGGAAACUAGACCCAAAGUCAAACUGUCAGUUCUAAAGCAAGGCAUCUCUGAAGAAAUAUCCAACAAUGUCAUCUUGGUAGAAAGAUUCCUGUGGGAUGGUCUGUGGUACUGCAGGGGUGAGGACACUGAGGGCCACUGGGAAUGGAGUUGUGAGAGUCUAGAGAGCCUGGCAGUGCCGGUGGCCUUCACGCCUGUGAAGACGCCUGUUCAGGAGCAGUGGCAGAGGAAUGGGUUUGGGGAAAACAUAAGUCUGAACCCUGAUCUCCCACAUCAACCAAUGACUCCUGAAAGACAAGGUCCCCACACAUGGGGAACACGUGGAAAAAGGGAGAAGCCAGACCUAAAUGUUUUACAGAAAACCUGUGUAAAAGAGAAACCCUACAAAUGUCAGGAGUGCGGAAAGGCCUUUAGUCACAGCUCAGCACUUACUGAACACCACCGGAUGCACACAGGAGAGAGACCUUACGAAUGUCACGAAUGUGGAAAAGGCUUCCGGAACAGCUCGGCACUUACCAAACACCAGAGAAUCCAUACUGGGGAGAAACCCUAUAAAUGCACUCAGUGUGGGAGGACCUUCAACCAAAUUGCCCCACUGAUCCAGCACCAGAGAACUCACACAGGCGAGAAGCCCUAUGAAUGCAGCGAAUGUGGGAAAUCCUUCAGUUUUAGGUCCUCCUUCAGCCAGCACGAGCGAACUCACACAGGCGAGAAGCCCUACGAGUGCAGUGAGUGCGGGAAAGCCUUCCGGCAAAGCAUCCACCUCACCCAGCAUCUGCGAAUCCACACUGGGGAGAAACCCUAUCAGUGCGGUGAGUGUGGCAAGGCCUUCAGCCACAGCUCGUCCUUGACCAAACACCAGCGAAUCCACACAGGGGAGAAGCCCUAUGAGUGCCAUGAGUGUGGAAAAGCCUUCACCCAGAUCACACCACUGAUUCAGCACCAGAGGACCCACACAGGAGAAAAGCCCUAUGAGUGCAGUGAGUGUGGGAAAGCCUUCAGUCAGAGCACACUCCUGACCGAGCAUCGGAGGAUUCACACGGGAGAGAAGCCCUACGGAUGCAACGAGUGUGGGAAAACCUUCAGCCACAGCUCCUCACUCAGCCAGCAUGAGCGGACACACACAGGAGAGAAGCCCUAUGAGUGCAGUCAGUGUGGGAAGGCCUUCCGGCAGAGCACACACCUCACCCAACACCAGCGAAUCCACACAGGGGAGAAGCCCUAUGAAUGCAAUGACUGCGGCAAGGCAUUCAGUCACAGCUCAUCCCUCACCAAACAUCAGCGAAUCCACACUGGGGAGAAGCCCUACGAAUGCAACCAGUGUGGCAGAGCCUUCAGCCAGCUUGCUCCCCUCAUUCAGCAUCAGAGGAUCCACACAGGAGAGAAACCCUAUGAAUGUAACCAGUGUGGCAGAGCCUUCAGCCAGAGCUCCCUUCUCAUCGAACACCAGAGGAUUCACACCAAGGAAAAGCCAUAUGGGUGCAAUGAGUGUGGGAAAUCCUUCAGCCACAGCUCCUCGCUCAGCCAGCACGAAAGGACGCACACUGGGGAAAAGCCCUAUGAGUGUCACGAUUGCGGAAAGUCCUUUAGGCAGAGCACCCACCUCACUCAGCACCGGAGGAUCCACACAGGAGAGAAACCAUAUGCAUGCAGGGACUGUGGAAAGGCCUUUACACACAGCUCCUCCCUUACCAAGCACCAGAGAACUCACACUGGAUAAACCCACUCCACAUGUGCUGGGGACAUAGGAAGACCUUAAGCCAUAGCUCAUCCCUUUCUAGAUUUGACCCAAUCAUGCACAUGAGAAACGUACAUUCAUACACAAGCCUUUUCACACAGCACUCCCCUCAGACACCCUCAGAGAGUUCACACUGAUGGGAAAUGACCAUGGGACCACCAAGCUCUAGGUCAUCCAUCCCUGCAUCCAAAUAGUAGGGAAAUGUGGAGAUAAUCAACACUCAGGACCUUCAGCCUCAAACGCCCAUUAGUGCUAUGUUAUAGAACCUACAAAAAAGAAAUGGGACAAGUGUAGUGGAUCCAGGGAACGCUUUUGUCCAAGGAUUCACUGUAUUCCAAACCAGAGAUGUUCAAAUUGGUGAGAAACCCAACAAAUGCCUUUCAUAUAUACGAGAACCAAAUGAAGUCAGAAUUUGCCAUUAUUGCACGUUACAUUUUUGGGGGGGGAAAGUACUUAUGAAUGGUGCAGGUUGACUCUGAUAUUCAUUCCCAAAUGACAAUAUGGCAGAGUGUUCCAGAAAUGAGAGUGGCAUCUUUAUGGAAUCACUAUGGAUACUGACUGUCUCAGUAAACAGCUGUCUUGUUUGUGUGUAUAUUGUUUGAUCAGGGUACGUGGCAGCCAGUCACAGAUUGAAAUUCCAUAUGACAAAGUAUCAGUGUACUAUAAACAGGUUUUUAGUUAUCCCUGCAUUAUUUUUGCAAUUAAUCUUUAUAUGCAAUGAGAUUGAAAAGCUUUGUAUGGGAAGACUCAAAAUGUAAAGCUGCUUCCGUAGAGUCUCACUGAUUCUGAGAUGGCUUUUGCUGCUCUGUUCUCCCUCUACGUUUCUCUGCAGAACUCGCGUUAGAAACACAGAUAUUUGUUUUACAAAAAGGGAGAUUUUCCCUUUGUUAAACCAUCGUCUUAUAAGCAAUAGCAAAUUCAUGUUAGAAACUUCUGUUUUGCAAGAUUCAUCUUUUUUGGGAAAUGUUCAAGUUAAUCCUCUCAAACUGCUUUUUCAUUGUUUUCAUACAAUUUAACAUUUUGUUAAACCCUAAGUCCACAAAUAGCAGUCCUUCUGACAACUAUAACCUUUAAAUGGUGACUUGCUGCCCUCAUUAGAAAUUGCAUUGGCUGGCCAGGCGCGGUGACUUAUGCCUGUAAUCCCAGCACUUUGGGAGGCCAAGGUGGGAGGAUCACCUGAGGUCAGGAGAUGGAGGUUGCAGUGAGCUGAGAUCAUACCAUUGCACUCCAGCCUGGGCAACAAGAGUGAAACUCUGUCUCAGAAAAAAAAAAAAAAAGAAAUUGCAUUGGCUGUUUUUGGUUAUUAGCUGUUAGUUGUGGUUACAUCCAUCAAUUUGAUUUUUCUAAUCCCAAUGCUGGGAUAUAAAUUUCCAGUUACUUGAAAUUUCUCUCUUGGGGAGACCAUGUUGCAGAUAGUCUUCCAAUAUUGCUUCUCAGUAUGAUUGUGGAGUGCCUCUUGGGAUAAAUGCCUUUGUCAUUUACAAGCCACCGGAGAGCCAGGCAUGGCUGCACCUGCCUCUAGUCCCAGCUGCUUGGGAGGUUGAGGCAGGAGGAUCACUUGAACCCAGGAGUUCUGGGCUGUAGUGUGCUCUACUGAUUGGGUGUCCACACUAAGUUCGGCAUCAAUAUGAUGACCUCCUGGGAGCAGAUGACCACCAGCUUGCCUAUGUAGGGGUGAACCAGAGCAGGUCAAAACUCCCAUGCUGGUAGGGCUCACAUCUGUAAUCCCAGCACUUUGGGAGGCCAAGGCGGGCAGAUCACCUGAGGUCAGGAGUUCAGGACCAGCCUGGCCAACAUGGUGACACCCCGUCUCUACUGAAAAUACAAAAUUAGCUGGGCACGGUGGUGCGUGCUUGUAAUCUCAGCAAUUUUGGAGGCUGAGGCAGGAGAAUCACUUGAGCCUGGGAGGCGGAGGUUACAGUGAGCCUAGAUUGUGCCAAUGUACUCCAGCCUAUGUGACAAGAGUGAAACUCAACCUCAAAAAAAAAAAAAAAAACUCCCAUGCUGAUCAUUAGUAGGAUCGUGCCUAUGAAUAGCCACUGUGCUCCAGCCUGGGCAACACGGCGAGACACCAUCUCUAAAAAAUAAAAGCCACUGGAGAAAGCCAGGGUACACAGUGCAUAGCAGCACUGUCUCAUUGAAACAAUGCAAGUCAUAUAAAUAACUUUAAAUAUUCUGGUAGCCCCAUUUAAAAAACAAGAAGAGGCCCAGGCACAGUGGCUCAUGCCUGUAAUCCCAGCACUUUGGGAGGCUGAGGUGGGCAGAUCAGUUGAGGCCAGCCUGCCCAACAUGGCGAAACCAUGUCUGUGCUAAAAAUACAAAAAUUAGCUGGGUGCAGUGGCAUGCACCUGUAAUCCCAGCUACUCAGGAGGCUGAGGCACGAGAAUUGCUUGAGUUUGGGAGGCGUCAGUGAGCCAAGAUUGCACCACUGCACUCUAGCCUGGGUGACAGAGCAAGACUGUCUCAAAAAGAAAGAAAACGCAAGAAGAAACAGGUGAAACUAACACUUACUCCUAUAUAUCUCAAAUGUUAGGAGUUUAACAUGUCAAUAUGAAAAAUUAUUGAGAUAUUUGCAUUCUUUCUGUUACGUGACAUCUUCAGAAUCUAGUGUGCAUCUUUUUUUUUUUUUUUUUUUGAGACGGAGCCUCCCUCU
Molecule: messenger RNA, 5212 nt
Organism: Gorilla gorilla gorilla (western lowland gorilla)
Lineage: Eukaryota; Metazoa; Chordata; Mammalia; Primates; Hominidae
Gene: ZNF135
Product: zinc finger protein 135
Exons: 6
Coding region: 379-2541 (720 amino acids)
Biological process (GO): regulation of transcription by RNA polymerase II
Cellular component (GO): nucleus
Molecular function (GO): DNA-binding transcription activator activity, RNA polymerase II-specific; RNA polymerase II cis-regulatory region sequence-specific DNA binding
Source: RefSeq, a predicted model, not a curated record